Anneissia japonica is the source of this 937-nucleotide messenger RNA. RefSeq lists its product as uncharacterized. The record is from RefSeq and is a predicted model, not a curated record. The transcript has 2 exons. Lineage: Eukaryota; Metazoa; Echinodermata; Crinoidea; Comatulida; Comatulidae. The coding region runs from base 55 to 621 and encodes 188 amino acids.
UGGAACAAUCUGCAAGCAACACUUCAUCCCUUUGUAUGUUACUACCGGGGAAACAUGCAAGAUGAAAUUGACCAUACAAGUUUUGUGAUUAUAUCAGAAUGUAACACACAUGAUACUGUGGCAGUUCACCUUUUUCAAAAAUUGCUCAUACAGUUUUUAACAGACACACUUGGACAUGUUAAGAAAAUAUGCUAUUUUUCUGACGGCUGUGCUGCACAGUAUAAAAAUAGAAAAAACUUUUUAAAUUUGUGCCUCCAUGAAGAAGACUUUGGUGUUCAAGCUGAAUGGCACUUCUUUGCCACCUCGCAUGGAAAGGGACCAUCUGAUGGUGUUGGGGGGACAAUAAAGCGGUUAGCAGCCAGAGCAAGUUUACAACGCCCAUUUGAUCAACAGAUUAUCACUGCUCGCCAACUUUUUGAAUUUGCAGAUUCAGAGAUUGACAAAAUACAUUGCCAGUUUGCCACAACAGAGCAAUAUCGGCAACAAGCAGAAUUCCUGAAAGAUUUGAAAAUGCUCGCACAAUUCCAGGUACACGGAAUUUGCAUUCUUUUAUUCCAGUCUCCAAAGAAGCGGUUACAGUUCGAUCCUUUUCAUCUGCAGACGAGAAAAGACAGGAACUAGUAACUCUUACUGCAGAUACCACAGUUCUGAGUGGUUUGGUCUUAAGUGGAUAUGUUACAGCAGCUUAUGAUAACCAUUGGUGGGUAGCGUGCAUCAAGGAAUAUUACACAGAUUGGCAUGAGGUUGAUAUUACAUUCCUACACCCACAUGGACUGUCGCCAUCUUUCGUAUUUCCAGAACCACCAGAUUCUUUAACCAUUGAUCAUCAAGAUAUACUAACAGCUGUUCACCCAACUACAGUGACUGGAAGAACAUAUUUAAUCUCAAAAAAAGAAACAAAGGCUGCCCAUGCUGCAUUUACCAAAAAAAUUAAGGU